GUUUUGAACCAGUUAAACGGUUUCAGCGGGUGAGCGGAGGUAGUACUGUUACCGUCCAGGACGUUUACACAUGAGCCGUGGAACGAAGUGGACGUUCCUUUACUUUAGCACAUUUAUUUUCACGUCAGUAUGCGAUAAAUAUUGGUUUUAAAAUUAACGGAGCAGCGACCAUUGGAUUUCUUUCUCGGAAACUUGGACAUCAAAGAGGACAUUACGCAUGCACCGACCAUACAGACAAAGACAAAAACACUGCAAAAUGGAUCUGCCGGUGCAAGACUGAAAAAAUAAACAAAUGACAACCAGAAAUACUGAGACACAUACAACUGAUGCGCAGGACUGACUGCAGGAAGCCAUCACCAUGAACUCCGUACUGUCAUCCGUACGUUCCCUCAUGCAAAUGUUUGAUGGCAAAGUGCAAGAAUUCAUCAGUGACAUUGAUAAUGUCCAUGUGGUUUGGCUCGAAGAGAUCCAACAAGAAGCCAACCGCAUGUUCUCAAGGGAUUUUAAUGCUGAGCCAGAAUUAAUGCCAAAAACACCAUCACAGAAGAAGAAUAGUCGCAGAAAGCGUGUAUCUGUGGGGCGUCAGGAAGAAAAUCAAACAAGGCGAAGGUUUUCAAAGGGAAAGCGCAGUAACCUUCGUGGCUCUUCUGUCAAAUCACUGAACUUCAUUGCUGAAGAAUCCAUUCCCGAGGCUUCCACCUCUGAAGCCAGCACCGCCACACAACCUAAACGCACCACCCGCAAAAACAAACAGACUAAGCCAGAGGUGUUGGAGGAGGGGAGCCACUCUCCUCGUGGCAGCUGUGAAAGUGAAGAGGUGCAGAACAGGAAGCCAGAGCUGGUAGAGGAAGAAGAGGUGGACAAAAAUAACACGGUGAACAAUGCAGAAGUUGAGCCUGACAACGCAUGUAGCACUACUGGGUCUCCACCCUCACCCAAGGUUGAUGUUGGCCUCUCAUCAGCUGGCCGCUUCUCUGCUGAGAAGGUGAACACUGCAGAAGUCAAGUCUGACAAACGCAGCACUUCCCAGUCUCCACCCAAGAUACCCUCACCUGAGGUCAUCGUCAGCAUCUCCUCAGCAGACCGCAGGUCCGCUGAGCUUGUUGUAAAGCCAGAGCCCUCUCCUGGCCGCACAGCUGCUAAGAUUGCAAUAGCCGGAGCCGCUCAAAGCUCACGACGGAGCUCCGUGCGGUGCUCCCUAAAGCUACGUCACUCGCUGGCUGGUCUGCGACACAGUAUGACACAGGAGUCUGUUCGCCGCGCAUCUCGUCGCUCGAUGCUGAAGAGGAAGGCAGUUCGCAUGGGCAACUCUUCAUGUAGCAGCAACAUUAGUGAGGAUUCUUGCAUCAACACUGCAGAGGAAGAGGAUAAAGACGACGUGUUUGAAGCUGUAACUCCAGACACAGAGGAUAAUGCUGCAGAGGAGGAAUCUAAGGAAACUCCAGAGAUUAAGCAGAGGGUGCAUCCAUCUGUCGGACGAGUUACACGCUCUGUGGCUGCAAACUCUCCCAAACUGGCGCCCCCAUCGUUGUAUACCAGUGAACAGAAGGUCAGCACUCCAGACAAGAGAGCAGUUGUAACUGACAAGCAGCGGACUUCCCAGUCAGUUCGCAGGUCACGGCGUAGUACCAAACGUAAAGCACCGGAUACUGUAGAGGAAAGUCCAACAAAGAGGUUCUCUCCUCCCAAGAAAAGUCAGAGUGCGAUCAGGCCCAACAUGAGAACUUUCCUCCACACUGUGCAGAAGAAUCAGAUGCUAAUGAUGACUCCGAAUUCACUCGGCCGCACAGGUGUUAUCAAGUCCUUCAUUAAACACACCACCCCAGUGAGGGCUGAUCCUAAAUUGAGUAUUGGUAUAGUGACCAAAGAGCGUCACAAGCUGGAAGCACUCAAAAAGAAACAGGAGCAAGAGGAGGAACGGAUGAAGAAAAUGGAGGAGGAGAAGAAAAGGAAACAGGAGGAACUUAAAAGGAAGAGGGAUGAGAGGCUGAGAAGAGUGUUUGAAGCCAAAGUCAAAGAAGACCAGAGGGAGGAGGAGAAGAAGAGGAAGAUUGCUCAAAAAAUGGCUCAGAUUGAUGAGAAAAAUGAUAAGCGACUGGCAGAGGAGAAGGCCAAGAAGAAAGUGGCCCUGAAGCGUCAAGAGGAGCUGGAGCAGAAGAGGUUGGAAGAAGAGGCGAGGAAGAAGAAGAUUCAGCAAGCAGAGGAAGAGAAGAGGCAGCAGGAGUUACUGGCCAAGAAGAAGGCUGAGGAGGAGGAGCAGCGAGCUCGUAAGAUGGCUGAAGCUCGCAAAGCACUGGAGCUGAAGAGGGAGCAGGAGCGAGAGAGAGAGCGACAAGCUGCUGCAGAAAGGGAGCGAGUGGAAAAAGAAAAAGCUCUCGCUCUGCAGCGUGAACUGGAGAGAGCAGCAAGAGAGAAGGAGAGAAGAGAACUGGAGGAGAAAAGAAAGGCACUUGAGGAAAAAAGAAAACAGCAGGAGGAGCAGCUGAGGUUGGCUGCAGAGGAGAAAGCUGCUAAAGAGAGAGAAGCUGCUAAACAGAAAGAGGCUGCUGCUAAACAGGCUGCUGCUAACCUGAAUGUGACUGUAGAUAUCGAGCGCUCUGUGAUGAGUACACCUGUAGGAAAAGGUGGUGGCCUCAACGUGACUGUGGACAUUGAGCAAUCACCUCAGUCGUACUCCAUCACUCCAAAGGGCGGCAACAAACCUCUGGUCCUGUCCAAAAAUCCAGAGGAUUACGGGAUGGACCAAAACAGUGACGAUUCCACUGAUGAUGAGUCUGCCCCAAGGAAACCUAUCCCAUCCUGGGCAGAGGGUCCGAACCUGCAGCAGAUAAUCAUGAAGCAGUACUUCAACCCUCCAGAUUUUGAUUCUUUCUUCGGAGCAAUUGAACCACCAAAACUGGAAAACAUCUUUUACAAGAGCAAGCCUCGCUAUUUUAAACGCACCAGCUCUGCUGUGUGGCACUCACCUCCAGUUGGAACCAAGUAAUGUCUGUACACUGAUACAGAUAUACACUGCUGUAUAAAGUUUAGUUCUUAUUUUAAAGUUUUCUUUUUCAAAUAAAGUUAUGUUUUUUGAAUGUUUUUGAUUUUUUUUUUUUUCAAUAUAAGAUUUGUGUAAAAGGUUUUAGGCAUCCAUAUUUUUGGAAUAUUGUUUAGAAUGUAAAAUAUCAUGGGUUUGAGUGAUGAGUGUGUCAUGUGAUGAAGCUGAUGCUUCACACUUGUACUUGAAAAUGAAUUUGUAUUAUAACAGAGUGGGAUCUGAACUUUUUGAAGGUUUUGCCAAAUGACCAGUAAAAACUUUGAUUUGUCUAAUGUGUGUACUGACUGUAAAUUAUAGGAUUCCCAUGUUUGGGAUUUAUCCAGUGCAUUAAAAUGGUUGAUUGCACCAA
Messenger RNA from Lates calcarifer (barramundi perch), 3389 nucleotides. RefSeq names its product inner centromere protein. The transcript is spliced from 22 exons. The coding region runs from base 359 to 2986 and encodes 875 amino acids. Gene Ontology annotation, cellular component: meiotic spindle midzone; chromosome passenger complex; nucleus. NCBI's taxonomy places the organism in Eukaryota, Metazoa, Chordata, Actinopteri, Centropomidae. Gene Ontology annotation, biological process: metaphase chromosome alignment; mitotic cytokinesis; positive regulation of protein serine/threonine kinase activity. Gene Ontology annotation, molecular function: protein serine/threonine kinase activator activity. The record is from RefSeq and is a predicted model, not a curated record.